Caenorhabditis sp. 36 PRJEB53466 is the source of this 418-nucleotide messenger RNA. NCBI's taxonomy places the organism in Eukaryota, Metazoa, Nematoda, Chromadorea, Rhabditida, Rhabditidae. The record is from the annotation of a GenBank genome assembly.
AUGCCGCGUCUCCUCGUCGUCCUCGCCCUUCUCCUCUCCAUCGCCGUCUCGACCUAUUCCGCCUACGCCCUCGAGCCGCGAGUCGCCGGAUCCUUUGUCGACGGUCCCGCCAGUGGAGCCGACGGUCCGAUGAGUGCUCGCGCGCAGGAACUCGAGUUUUUCAAGUGAGUUGUAGGGGGUGGAUCCAUAAGGAACCCGGUCCCCGCUGGAUCUUGCUGGUUUGAAGUGUUUUCUGCUGUUUUGCUAGUGACACUUGAGACCGCACAAAAUCGAAUUCCAACCAUCCGGGACCACCGUUUUUCUCGUUUUCAGGCGGUUCCUGCCGGCCAAGGAACGUCGUGCGCCGCUCGAGGGAUUCGAGGACAUGUCCGGCUUUUUGCGCACCAUCGACGGCAUUCAGAAGCCACGUUUCGGUUGA